Coregonus clupeaformis (lake whitefish) is the source of this 3964-nucleotide messenger RNA. RefSeq lists its product as uncharacterized. The record is from RefSeq and is a predicted model, not a curated record. NCBI's taxonomy places the organism in Eukaryota, Metazoa, Chordata, Actinopteri, Salmoniformes, Salmonidae.
AUCUCUUCUAUAACUCUAUUGAAUCAUCCUCAUGAACUGUGAAAUGAAUGUAGAACAGUGACAUGACCACAGCAUGUGGUGGUGGUGUAGGGGAACAGAGCAGUGUGUGACUGUUUCCUGUGUCCAGGUUGACCCUGUCUGAGGAUAAGUGGCAUUGUCUGGAGACUGAGAUCUAUUUUCUGAAGAAGAAGCUGGAGGUGCUGAAUUCAGAGGCCAACAGGGAUGAGCAGUCUGCCAAACUCCCCAGCACCUCUUCUGGAAGGUCGACCCGGUCUAGAAAGAAGCGUAGUCUGGAGGCUGAGAUCUCUAGGCUGGAGGAGAAGCUGAGGUUCAUGAAGAGAAUGUUGGCUGUUCCAGCUCUGCUGCUGACAACUCUGGAGGAGAUGAACCCACAAGAGCUGAAGACAUUUCAGUGUUCCCUGACUAGUGGCCUGCUGCCUGACUGUCCUCCCAUCCCAGAGAGCCAGCUGGAGAACGCUGACAGACAGGUCACAGUGGAUCAGAUGGUGAAGACAUACGGCCCUGAGAGAGCUGUGGAGAUCACACUGAGGAUCCUGAGGGGGAUGAAGCGGGUAGACCUAGCAGAGAAGUUAGAGACAGAUCACAGAGGAGCUCUAUCUUCUUCCCAGUGUGGUUACCCUCCAGGUCCUCCUCCUUCCUUUCUGUCUCAUCUAGGUUCUGGUAGUAGCUUAAGACAGCUCAUCUCACAGGACGAAGCUGCCUCUGAGAUGGAAAGGAAGCCAGCAGGGGAGGAGAGUGAAGAGCCGUCCAGGAAACUCCCCAGCACCUUUUCUGGAAUGCCCCGAACUAUCUUUUCCCAGUAUGGUUACCGUCCAGGUCCUCCUCCUCCUUCCUUUCUGCCUCAUCUAGGAAGUUUUUCUGGUAGCUUAGGACAGUUCAGGUCACAGGAGGAAGCUGCCUCUGAGAUGGAAAGGAAGCCAGCAGGGGAUGAGAGUGGAGAACUCCCCAGCACCUCUUCUGGAAUGCCCCGAACUAUCUUUUCCCAGUGUGGUUACCCUCCAGGUCCUCCUCCUCCUUCCUUUCUGUCUCAUCUAGGAAGUUUUUCUGGUAGCUCAGGACAGCUCAGGUCACAGGAGGAAGCUGCCUCUGAGAUGGAAAGGAAGCCAGUAUGGGAGGAGAGUGGAGAACUCCCCAGCACCUCUUCUGGAAUGCCCCGAACUAUCUUUUCCCAGUAUGGUUACCGUCCAGGUCCUCCUCCUCCUUCCUUUCUGUCUCAUCUAGGAAGUUUUUCUGGUAGCUCAGGACAGUUCAGGUCACAGGACGAAGCUGCCUCUGAGAUGGAAAGGAAGCCAGCAGGGGAGGAGAGUGAAGAGCCGUCCAGGAAACUCCCCAGCACCUUUUCUGGAAUGCCCCGAACUAUCUUUUCCCAGUGUGGUUACCCUCCAGGUCCUCCUCCUCCUUCCUUUCUGUCUCAUCUAGGAAGUUUUUCUGGUAGCUCAGGACAGCUCAGGUCACAGGAGGAAGCUGCCUCUGAGAUGGAAAGGAAGCCAGUAUGGGAGGAGAGUGGAGAACUCCCCAGCACCUCUUCUGGAAUGCCCCGAACUAUCUUUUCCCAGUGUGGUUACCCUCCAGGUCCUCCUCCUCCUUCCUUUCUGCCUCAUCUAGGAAGUUUUUCUGGUAGCUCAGGACAGCUCAGGUCACAGAGACCCCAAAUAUUGUCUGGUUCAGCUCUGCUGCUGACCAUUCCAGAGGAGCUCACUGAAGAACAGCUGACUAAUGACGAGCUGCUUAGCGUUCUUUCCAUCCCAGAGAGUCAGCUGGAGAACGCUGACAUACAGGUCACAGUGGAUCAGAUGGAGAGAUACGACUCUUUGAGAGCUAUGGGGAUCACAGAGACGUUCGAUAGAUAUCACAGUAGAGGAAAGAAAAGGAGAGCAAAUGAGCCACCAUCCUGGCCUGGUCUCGUUUCCAGGGAUAAAAAGAGUGAGGAGGAUUGUGUCCCACUGACUGACGGAGCUCCGCCCAUCAUCAAACAUAAGGAAACCCCAAAGCUGGAGAUGGACUGUCCUCCCAUCCUAGACAUCCCACUGGAGAUGGCUAACAGUGUCAACACAGAGGUAGCUGUGAACACCCAGGAGAACACCCAGAGGAUGGACGAGGAGUUGGGAAGAGAAAGGGAUUCUCCUCUCUUCCUGGAACACCAUCACACGAGUUCUCCAGAUGAAUUUACACCUGAAAUCCACAAUCAGGACAACAGGAGAGAAUACCAGUUCCAGUGCCCCAGUGCAGGUCUGUUCCAGUGCAGUAUAACAGGCCUGGUGUUUAGGAUGGAGGGAGAGGGAGAGGUGCUCUAUAGGACAGUCCCCUGGGACAGGAGUCUUCUAGCCCAGAGUGGCAAUAGGCCUGCAGGACCCCUGUUCAAGUUUACAUGCCUUAAGACGUCUGUCUGUCAACUACACCUACCACACUGUGAGAUUCAUUCUGAGGGUGGAUGUGACUUCCUGUCUGUAGCCCAUGUGACUGAUGAUGACAGUACAGAGUUUCUCCAUCCCCAUGAGACAACAGAAACUCAUGUCAUAUUAAACAUCAAUGGAUUCAGCAAAUAUGGCAUCACCAAGGAUAAGGAUGCCCCUGUCUCUCCUAUCCGUGGUCUGGUGCUACUAUUUUACCAACUCCCAGAUGAUACAAAUAAUUCUACCCUAAAUGUGUUGUUGCUGCCUAAAAAUGUUGACAUUAAUGAGGUGUGUAAGACAAGGAGGAGAAGGAAUGGAGACAGAGAAAAAUACAUUGAAAAAAAUCCUAACUGUAGACUAACCCCGGACCAAAAAUACACCCUCUCCACCGAUCUUACAGAUGAACAUCACAUAGAUCCAGAGGAAGCAGAGUUUGUGGAUUAUGAUUCCUAUACAAACUACAUGCCAACAUUUCAGUUGGAUUUACAAACUGUUAUUAAAAAAGUGAAUCUUCUUCUGAAAGAACAUGACGGUCCUGAAAAUGAACGUGUAUGGGACCGCCUUGUUUUACUACCAGCCUCACCAACAGAAGUGAAGUCUACAGUUACACCACAUGGUGGCGCUACAGCAGGGACAACAACAAAUGUUUCUUAUCUGCUGCUGGGCACUCUGGCAGAGCUGGUUUCAGAAGAGCUGGAGAGAUUUCAGUGGCACCUGAGUCAGGGAGUGGAGGAUUUUCCUUCAAUCCCAAAGAGCCAGUUGGAGAACGCUACCAGACAGGCCACAGUGGAUAUGAUGGUGCAGCGAUACCUUGACGACGGCACUGUGAAGAUCACACUGGAGAUCCUGAGGAAGAUGGGCCAGAACAAACUGGCUAUUGAGUUAAAGGAGAAGUUGACAAAUGAAUGUCUGAAUGUGCAGCCUCAACACAACAUGAGUGAAUAAUGUAUUACAUUCCCAAGGAGGGGAGAGGAAGGGGGUCACAGUUAACUUCGGGGGUUCUGUGCCAUAGUGUGAAACAUUAAGAGUUUUUCAAAUGCAGAUCAUGUAAUGUUUACAAAGGACAUCAACCAUUUUCACACCACAUGAAAAGUUAAGGAUGUCUUAUGUAACAAGAUAGGCUAUCUGCAACAUUGUGAAAGUUUAACGGUCUUGAAUGAGCCCCAGGUCUCAGGCAAGGUGAUAUCACUGUGAGGCUACUGUCUACCAGACAACCUACCUGUGUUACUCUGGUACACUGGCUGCAGACUACAAGAUCAGGGACUAGAUUCUUUAUAGUCUCCCAAUAUAAAAAAAUCAUAUUUUUAUAUAUCUGUACAUAGAAGAAUUAUCAGGAACAUUGUGAAUGUUUAAUCAUCUUGGUCAGGUCUCAGGCAAGGUGACAUCACUGAGAAUAUAAUCUAUCAACAACUUGACUGUGCUACUCUGGUGCACUGGCAGCUGACUACAAGAUCAGGGACUGUUUUAAUGUUGUGACACAAACAUUUUUAUAUCUGUACAUAGUGCAGAUGUUUAUAUAAUGGUAUUUCUAUGCUUUUUUAAAUGUAAAU